GGAGUGCGUCGUCUAACCCAAAAAUUCAGCAGUCAGGGAAUGACUCCAUCAGUGUUUUUCAAAGGUGGUAAUUUUAAGGUGUGUGCACUUCAACUCCCAGAAUUCUCUUGCUGCCUGGGGAAUCCUGGAAACUGAAGUCUACAUACCUUAAAAGUUGCCAAGUUUGGGCUGCAGUGCAUGAGGUCUGAAGAGGGGCUGGAAUCCAACAGGAGCUCGGAGAUAGUUCGAACAAGCUCCUCUUCUAGUCUAGGGGCUGAAAUGCCAUCUUGUCCCGGUAAGGGAAUUGCACCCUUCUAAGGAUGAGAUGGCCAGUUGUAGGAGAUUGGAAGAUAAAUGGGAUUGCACCCGUGACAAUAACCUUAGACAAGGCAGUUAAUGGAUUUUGCUGGCUCGGUCAGUUGUGUGGCAUGAGUUUUGGUUAGUAGGCUUGAUGAAGACAGGAUAGUUAGUCAAAUUGGGUUUGACUUUAGCCCUUCCUUGGAGUUGGGAGAGUAAAAGAGAGAAGAUUGGUUGUUGAGUCUAUAAGGAGUUGGAAAUGCCUUUUUGAAGGAAGUAGUGGUAGUAACUUCUUCAAAAGAGAUGAUUAGGCUGCUGUGAUGAAAACUUACCUGAAUUGGGAAGAUUAAAAACAGUUGUAGGCUGGAUGCUAACACCACUUUUUGUAGUGCUAUACUUGAACUGAUCAUUUCAAGACUGAUUUUCUUUACCUUGGCUUUAGGCUUGGCUUGGCAGAUAUCACCUUAAAUGCCCUCUUUUGAUAAAGUGAGAUUGGGAAUCCAGUUCUGUUAAUUGUUUGGGAUCCCUCAAUAUAUUUUCUUAUCGGUGAUGACACCUUUCUGGAUCAAUUCAAGAUACUACGUUUGACCUAAAAAACCUGCUUAAUAGCUUUGAUCAGGUUAUCUGAAGGAAAAUUAUUAUUUUUGUUUGUUUGUUUAUUUACUAGACUCCUACGAUUCUUCCCUAGGGCUUUCUCUAGCUAUUCUAGACCAGUGAGGUAUGAGAAAUUGUGAAGUGGUUGAGAAAGAAAUGGGAGGAACUCUAGACAUAACAUUCAACAAAUGAGAGAGGAAUUUGUUAGUAUCUUACUUCAUAAAUGGCAGCUCAGUCCAGAUUGCAAAAGACUAAGGAGGAGGGAUGCAAAACAUUUAAAGAGACUACACCUCAGUGAAUUCAUUAAUAGGAAAGGGAUGGAAAUUGAAGUCUUUGUGAUUUUUUCUACUUGAUUGUGCCCUUCAGCUUGGAACUAGAUUGGUGGUAGUGGCAUGUUAUUCUUUUAUGAAUGAUAAUAGAAGAACCAGAGAUGUUUAUCAGAAGAAAAAUGUAUUCUGUUAAGUGUGAUGAACAAAUCAGAGAGAACAGAAAACAGUGAUCAGGCCAUUCAGGGACUCUAGAAUAAAUUAAAAUGAGUGAGAAUCACUUAGAAACACUUUGUUCUGGAUUCUGUAUGAUUUAAGCAUAUGUUUAUUCAUACAUAUACAUGGCAAAAGACUGGAUAUAAACUUAAAGGAUAAUUGAUUAUGAUGAAAGAGAUAAUUUAUGAGGGACACAAUAAUAGUUCUGAAUGUGGGACAGAGCAUUUUCAUAGUGUUGAAUGAAUCUUUGGAAGAAAAGGAAAAUAAUGAAAAAACCAAGAAUAAAAAUGGAACAACUGCAAGAAAAGAAAACAUAUCUGUUUUGCACUUUCAUGAUUCAGACUGUGAUCUACAAGGGUCUUCAUCUUGUGAACCUCUGCUUUCUUGUACAACAGAAAAACUUUUGAGCCAAGCAAAAAUACUUGCCAAAGGGAAAAAAAUUCCAUUUGCUACAGAUGAUGACUAUACAAAUGAAGAAUUAGCUAUUGCUUAUGUACUGAUUGGCAAUGGCCUUUAUGAGGAAGCAAUACACCACUUUUCAACAAUGCUUCAGGAACAACCAGAGCUCAUCAGUGCAAUUUAUGGGCAAGGGAUAGCAUAUGGAAAGAAAAGGCAACAUGAUAUAAAAAAUGCUGAGCUUGCUUUGUUUGAACUAAACAGAGUAAUUAAUCUGGCACCAGAUCAUCCUGAAGUGUUUGAACAACGAGCAGAGAUACUGUCAUCUUUGGGUCGAAUUAGUGAAGCACUGACUGAUAUCACUAAAGCUAUUCAGCUGAAACACUCAGCACAGCUUUAUCGACACAGAGGUAUUCUUUACUUCAUCUCUGAGGACUAUGCAACAGCCAAUGAAGAUUUUCAGAACUCUCUUGAGUUGAACAAAAACCAGCCCACUGUUAUGCUUUACAGAGGUUUAUCCUUUUUUCACAGAGGGCUUUUAAAGGAAGCUAUUGAGAUAUUUAAAGAAGCCCUGAAGCAGAAAUCAGACUUCAUAGAUGCCUAUAAAAGUCUAGGCCAGGCUUAUCGGGAACUUGGUAACUUUGAAGCUGCAGCGGAAAAUUUUCAGAAGGCAUUGAUGCUUAAUCAAAAUCAUGUCCAGACGAUACAACUUAAGGGAAAUAUGUUUUAUCAUCAUGGAAGCUUGGAUGAAGCGUUGAAAAACUUUAAGAGGUGUCUUCAAAUAGAGCCAUAUAAUGAAGUAUGUCAGUACAUGAAAGGUCUUAGUCAUGUUGCCAUGGGCCAAUUUUAUGAAGGAAUCAAAGCUCAGACUAAAGUUAUGCUAAAUGAUCCCUUGCCUGGUCAAACAGCCAGCACAGAAUAUCUGAAAGUAAAAUACUUCAGGGAAUAUUCUCGCUAUCUCCAUGCACAUCUUGAUAUUCCAGUUACAGAAUACAACAUAGAUGCAGAUCUUCCUGGGAAGUUUAAAGACCACUGGGUCAAGAAUCUUCCUUUUUUGAUAGAAGACUAUGAAGAACAGCCAGGCCUACAACCAAAUAUAAAAGAUGUGCAGCUUCACAAAUUUGAAAACUAUAAGUCCUCAGUGCAAGAGAUGAUAUGUGUAGCUAAUCAUUUGGGUUCAUUAAUGCAAUAUGAGACUGUUGGAUUUCUCCCAAACAAGAGAAUGCAUAGAGCAAUGGGGCUAGCGGUGCUAGAAGUAAUGCAAGCUGUACAGCGAACUUGGGUAAACUCAAAGGUGCGGAUGAAUGGAAAAACCAAGCUGAUGCAAUGGAGAGAUAUGUUCGACAUUGCUGUGAAAUGGAGACGGAUAGCUGAUCCAGACCAGCCAGUGCUAUGGUUAGACCAAAUACCAGCUCAAAGCCUUAGUAGAGGUUUUAAUAAUCACAUCAAUCUUAUCAGGGGCCAGUUUAUUAACAUGAGAUACACAGAGUAUUUUGACAAGAUACUUCAUUUUAUCAAAGACAGGAUCCUUGUUUAUCAUAGUGCUAAUAACCACAAAGAACUAUUGGAAGUUCGCGAAGCAUUGGAGCAGGUACAUAAGGUAGAAGAUCUUCUUCCAAUUAUGAAGCAGCUUAAUGGUAAAACAAGAGAUGGUUUUACCAUCCACACCAAAGUCCCAAGCCUCAAAAAUCCAGGAAAGGAAUAUGAUGGAUUUACUAUUACUUUAACAGGAAACAGGAUUGGUAACCUUUUGUUUUCAGUUGAGACACAGACAACAGAAGCAAGAACACAACUUUAUCAUACAGAAAUAGAUGCUCUUUAUAAAGAUUUAACUAUGAAAGGAAAAACACAUCUUUUGUCUGCAGAACCUAGGGAGACAGAUGUCAUAUGCAAUCUAAUCUUGUCUGUUUUAUACUACUUCUGUAACUUAAUGCCCCUUUCCAGAGGCUCCAGUAUAGUGGCUUAUUCAAUCAUCAUGGGAGCACUGAUGGCAAGUGGACAGGAAGUAUCAGGAAAAAUUCCUAAAGGAAAGUUGGUGGAUUUUGAAGCCAUGAUUGCCUCUAGUUCAGAAGCCUUUAGUAAAGUAGCAAAAAGCUGGUUGAAUUUGAAAAGCAUUUCACCUUCCUACAAGAGUCUUCCACUGGUAUCAGAAUCAUUUCCGACUUUACGAACUAUGAUGGAAGUAUUAAGUGCAGAUUCAUCACAUUGCCUGAAAAGGCUUUAGUUGCUGUGUGACAUCUGAAUAAAGAACACUGACUUCC
Molecule: messenger RNA, 4009 nt
Organism: Ahaetulla prasina
Lineage: Eukaryota; Metazoa; Chordata; Lepidosauria; Squamata; Colubridae
Gene: TTC13
Product: tetratricopeptide repeat domain 13
Exons: 23
Coding region: 1537-3972 (811 amino acids)
Molecular function (GO): protein binding
Source: RefSeq, a predicted model, not a curated record